AUGGAUCUUUCUUUUACAAUUUUUGACUCUUCAUCUUCCGAUGACGAGUUGGAUAUCAUUUUGGCCUUUUCUGUUGAAGAAGAACGGUUGCGUGAUGAAAGAGGCGCAACAUCGCGCCUUGGUACUGUUCAACGCCGUAGGUUCAUCCAGCGUAAUUCUUUGGAAGGCCACCAACGUCUUUUCUUAGAUUAUUUUGCAGAAUCGCCAGUCUAUUCUCCUACGAAAUUUCGAAGAAGGUUUCGAAUGCAACGUUCUCUGUUUAAUCGUAUUCAAACUGCGAUAGAAGCUCAUGAACCAUAUUUCGUCCAACAAAGAGAUGCUGCUAAAAAACUCGGACAUUCUUCCCUUCAAAAGAUAACUGCCGCACUUAGAAUGCUCGCUUAUGGAGUAUCAGGUGAUUUUAUGGAUGAAUAUUUGAGGAUUGCAGAAAACACUGCAACACAGUGUUUACAAUAUUUUGUUAAAUCAGUAAUUUCCAUUUAUUAUGACAAGUACUUGAGGUCACCAAAUAGCAAUGAUAUAUCUAGACUACUAGAGGUGAAUGCAAGACGUGGAUUUCCCGCUGGAGGGCGUGCUCCUCCAGUGAACUACUCAAUCAACGGUAAUGAUUACACAAAGGGAUAUUAUUUGGCUGAUGGUAUAUAUCCUUCAUGGUCAACAUUUGUAAAAACAAUUCAUGCUCCGCUAGGAAAUAAGAGAAAACAUUUUGCAAAAAAUCAAGAGUCAGCAAGGAAAGAUGUAGAACGUGCAUUUGGAGUGCUUCAAGCACGAUUUGCUAUUGUGCGAGGACCUGCGCGUUCUUUUGAUCAUGAAAUGCUUAAAAACAUCAUGAUAGCGUGCAUAAUAUUGCAUAACAUGAUUGUUGAAGAUGAGCGACAUCUAUACCUCGGAGCAGAUGAUUUUGUUUACGAUCAAAUUGAUGAAAGUCUUUACGAACCAGUGCCACACACUACGAAUCAACAACUUACGGACUUCAUUGAACGUCAUCAUCACAUUAGAGAUAGAGGAACUCAUUCUCAACUACAAACAGACCUCAUUGAGCAUUUAUGGCAAAUACAUAGCCAAUCGUAAUUUUAAAUUUCAUUUCAUAUGAAAUUUGAGGAUUAUUGGGUCAAUGCUAAUGGUUGUUGCUGUUUUGAUUUCUAGGAUAAUUUCUUAAUUUGUCUAUUUCA
Messenger RNA from Alnus glutinosa, 1172 nucleotides. RefSeq lists its product as uncharacterized. The coding region runs from base 1 to 1071 and encodes 356 amino acids. NCBI's taxonomy places the organism in Eukaryota, Viridiplantae, Streptophyta, Magnoliopsida, Fagales, Betulaceae. The transcript is spliced from 2 exons. The record is from RefSeq and is a predicted model, not a curated record.